This is a messenger RNA of Pecten maximus, 724 nucleotides long. RefSeq names its product complement C1q tumor necrosis factor-related protein 2-like. Lineage: Eukaryota; Metazoa; Mollusca; Bivalvia; Pectinida; Pectinidae. The coding region runs from base 44 to 688 and encodes 214 amino acids. Gene Ontology annotation, molecular function: protein binding. The transcript is spliced from 2 exons. The record is from RefSeq and is a predicted model, not a curated record.
GAUAAGAAACGUAUAGGUACCACUGUGCAUUGCAAGCGUUGACAUGAUGGCGAUCUGGAUGUUGUUUAUGUUUGUGUUGCUUGCUGAUGUAAAGUUGGCACAAACGUCCGACACAUUACAGGCCAGACUAAACACUCUGGAGAGAGAAUUUGUCACGAUGAAACUGGAGCUGCAGACAACGAAAGCUGACUUAGAGAAUACUAAAACAGAAUUACGUCACUCUCAGACAAAACUACAGGAAACUCAAAUGGAAAUGUCAGCAAUGAGCCGCCGUCGUCGGGUCGCUGAUGUUCAAGAAACGGCAUUUUCUGCUCAAAUGAAUAAUACCAUUGAACAUUUGAACCUUCAUCAAACAGUCAUAUUUGAAUCCGUGAUUCUCAACGAGGGGAGAUCCUAUGACAACCUAACAGGAGUGUUUACGUGUCCAGUUGAAGGAGUCUACUAUUUCUCUGUCUCCUUGUUGUCGUGGGAAAAUGAAGACAUCGAAACUCUCCUGGUUGUUAACGGUCGUCGGUUGGCUGGAACCUAUGCUGCAGGACAGCGCCACAAUCUGGGCACGAGCUCUGUUGUGGCGAGGUUAAAGGUCGGGGAUAAAGUUUGGGUUACUGUCGUACCCAGUCCCAACAACCCUGACAAUAUUCGUAUUAUCGGGGCCGGCUGGACGAGCUUUACGGGAUUCAAAAUAUAGUGGCAUAUGUUACCAUUGCACAAAUAAAUAGAUUUU